Molecule: messenger RNA, 543 nt
Organism: Pseudoliparis swirei
Lineage: Eukaryota; Metazoa; Chordata; Actinopteri; Perciformes; Liparidae
Product: transcription factor HES-2-like
Exons: 3
Coding region: 1-543 (180 amino acids)
Biological process (GO): regulation of neurogenesis; anterior/posterior pattern specification; regulation of transcription by RNA polymerase II
Cellular component (GO): nucleus
Molecular function (GO): RNA polymerase II cis-regulatory region sequence-specific DNA binding; protein dimerization activity; DNA-binding transcription factor activity, RNA polymerase II-specific
Source: RefSeq, a predicted model, not a curated record
AUGAAAUCUCGGGUGGAGAAGCGUCGCAGGGAGAGGAUGAACCACAGCCUGGAGCGCCUGAGGCUGAUGCUGCUGCAGGCGCCACGGCAACCGGGUGGGUCUCAGCACCGGGUGGAGAAGGCGGAGAUCCUGGAGCACACCGUCCUCUUCCUGCGGAGCACUGCCGAGGGAGAGGAGACGAGAGCCUCCUCCUCCUCCUCCUCCGCCGCCGCCGCUGCUUCUCCUCCUUCCGGUGGUGGUGACGGAGGCCGGACACACUCCCUCCACGACGGCUUCUCCACCUGCCUGCAGGCGGCGGCUCGGUUCCUGGGAGCCGAGGGCAAAGGCCUCUGGCUCGGAGCGGCGGCGCUGGACGCGGCGUCUCUCGCCGCCAGCCUCUCCCGCUCAGACCCGGAGCCCGGCAAGUCCGAGGCCGCCGCCGCUCGCCCCGGGAGUCGCCCGGAGGCCCCGAGACAAAACCCGGCCGAGACGCGACCGGCGAGCAAACCGAGUCCGGCCGCCAGCGGCCCGGUCGGCCAGACUUUGUGGAGGCCCUGGCCCUGA